Molecule: messenger RNA, 2364 nt
Organism: Pollicipes pollicipes
Lineage: Eukaryota; Metazoa; Arthropoda; Thecostraca; Pollicipedomorpha; Pollicipedidae
Product: G patch domain-containing protein 1
Exons: 12
Coding region: 103-2334 (743 amino acids)
Biological process (GO): mRNA processing
Cellular component (GO): nucleus
Molecular function (GO): RNA binding
Source: RefSeq, a predicted model, not a curated record
CAAUCUUCUCGUGGGCGCAGCAGAUUCAGCGGUGCUAUUAUCUGAAAACGUUUUUUUUGCACAUCCCUGUUCUCACCACAUAGCAAGAUAUUGACAAACAACAUGGAUUCUGACAGUGAUGAUGACAAUGUGCACUUUGGGACUCCUCUGGAGCCCCUGGAAGAAGGCAGCGCCGCCAAGCGGCGACCACCGGCACUGGAGGAUCAGACGGUGCGUGACGCGCGCGGCCGCCAGCGCUUCCAUGGCGCCUUCACGGGCGGCUUCUCGGCCGGCUUCUUCAACACGGUGGGCUCGCGGGACGGCUUCCAACCGGCGACGUUCGUGUCGUCGCGCUCGAGCCGCGCCGAGGGCCGGUCCGCAAGACCUGAGGACUUCAUGGAUGACGAGGACCGGGGUGAGCACGGGAUAGCGCCCCAGCGCGUGCAAGCCAAGUCGGACUUCCAGGAGGCGCCGACAGGUGGCACGAAGCGAAGACAUCCACAGUUCGACGAGGGCCCCAUUCCCGGGCAGCCCGUGCUCGAGCAGCUGAUCAAGCCCGUCCGGGAUACGGUGGGGGUGCGGAUUCUGAAGUCGAUGGGCUGGCGGCCCGGCCAGGGCAUCGGGCCCCGCGUCACCCGCGCAGAGAAGAAACAGCAGCAGAAGGUGUACGGCUGCGCGCGCCCUCCCGGCGCCGACUCCGCCGCGGCCGCCGACUCCGACUCCGACUCGGACUCGGACGCUGCGCUACGGGAGGUGCUGCUGGCGCCGGACGACUCGGAGGCGCCGCUGGUGCGGCCCAAGGACGACCUGUUCGGGCUGGGCUACCGCGGCCUGGAGCGGCGCGCCGUGCUGGGGCCGCCCUCCGGCGACCCGACCCUCCGCUACAGGGACGCCAAGGGCAAGCUGGCCGUCCGCGGACAGGCGUUCGGCGUGGGCGCCUUCGAGGAGGAGGACGAGGACAUCUACACCACCGAGGACAUGUCCAACUACGACUUCUCCGAGUCGGGCCCGGAGCGCGCAGCGGACAGCGCGCGGCUGCAAGAGGUACACCGGCUGCUGGCAGAGGCGCCAGCGCCGGCCGGUCCCACACUGAAGCCGUUCGCCCGCGAUCCGGAGAAGCAGGCGCGCUACGAGAAGUUCCUCAAGCUGUCGGCCGCCAAUAGGAAAGAGGACUACCGCCUGCUGCUGCCGGCCUCGAUGACCGACUGGGAGCGGGAGCGCGAGGUCAGCGAGUUCGCCCGGGCGGCCCAGCUGUUCCGGCCGCUGGCCGCCUCGCUGGCCGACCGGUUCGUCUCAGCGGGCACCGCCGAGCAGGAGCGGCCGACGCCGGCCGCCCGGCCCGCCGACGACCCGGCGGCCGAGGCGGCGCGGCGCCGCAUGUUCGGCCCGCUCACCAGGCGGCGCCAGGAGUGGCACCCAGCGCCGCUCCUCUGCCGCCGCUUCAACGUCAAGAACCCCUACCCGCAUUCGAGCCUGGUAGGCACGCUGGGCUCCGGAAGCGGCCCUUCGCGCUCGCAGUUCGAGGCGCUGGACACGCCCGCCCUGGAGGCGCCGCCUGCCGCCGAGCCGACGGCAGCGCCAUCUGCGUCCGCCGCCCAGUCGGAGCCGGGAGGGCACCCCAAGAGCGGCCGGUUAAUGUGGGACCUGCUGCUGGCUGACGAGGCGGCGCAGGCGGAACGGGGGCAGGCGGGUCAGGACACCUCUCAGCGGGCGGCCGCUCCUGGGCCUGCCGAAGCCCCGUCGCAGGUGCCGGCGACGGUGCCGGCGCCGGUGCCGGCCCAGAAGCCGCCGGCGGACCUCUUCAAGGCCAUCUUCGACGACUCGAGCAGCGACUCGGAGGCCGAGCCGACCGCCGUGACGUCAGGAGCCGCGGCGCUCACCCGCCCCACGGCGUCGGCGUUCUUCGAUCAGGCGCCGCCGGCCGCCGUCAAGAAGGCUGGUUUCAGCCUGUUCGACAACGUCAACCUGGACGAGCUGAACAGCUGGCGGCGGAGCAGCGAGCUGCCGGCGCGGCUGGCUGACGCCCCGCAGCCGCCGGUCGUCGUCGCACCGCCGCCGGCAGAGCCAUCUGACGACGAGUACGGUCCCAAGCUCCCGCCGCGUCCGCCGGGCGGUGGUGCUGCGUCCCGCCCGCUGGUGCCGGAGGGGCACCGCGAUAGUGAUGGAGGCGAGUGGAAGGAGAAGUCACCCGGCCGGCACAAAAAGAAGAAGAAGCACAAGAAGAGCGAGAAGAAACGGAAGAAAAGUAAGAAGCGUGCGAGUGAUGAUUCGGACUCGAGUGAUCUGGAUGGUGAGCUGCUGAACAAGCUCAGGGAAGUGGCAACGAAAAAGAAGAAAAAGAGCUCGCAUCGUUGACAUCAUGGAAUACAACAUAACGGGGCCGUG